Harpia harpyja (harpy eagle) is the source of this 5496-nucleotide messenger RNA. RefSeq names its product EGF like repeats and discoidin domains 3 (gene EDIL3). The coding region runs from base 302 to 1744 and encodes 480 amino acids. The record is from RefSeq and is a predicted model, not a curated record. Gene Ontology annotation, molecular function: calcium ion binding. Lineage: Eukaryota; Metazoa; Chordata; Aves; Accipitriformes; Accipitridae. The transcript has 11 exons.
GAGAAGGGAGGAGGAGGAGGAGGAGGAGGCGGCUCGCCCGCGGGACGGAGGCGGCCGGCCGGGCCAUGCUGGAGGCGCGGCGGCACCUGGCGGGCGCGCAGAGCCGGCGGGCGGCGGGGCAGCCUCCUCGGCGCUGCUAGGGCGGCGGCAGCGGGAGCCGCGGCGGGGGCUGCGCUCGGUCGGGGGCCGGGCCGCGCCGGGAGGGACCUUCUCGCCUCGCCUCGCCGGGCGGAGGCGCCGCCGCCGCCUCCUCCUUCUUCUUCCUUCGGCAGAGGCGGCGCGGCCGCGGGAGGAGAGGACCAUGAACCGCGCGGUGCUGGCCUGGCUGGUGCUCUGCGGGAGCUUGGCGGGGCCGCGCCUCGCCCGAGGGGAUGUGUGUGACUCCAACCCAUGCAAAAAUGGUGGCAUCUGUCUGUCGGGGCUGAAUGAUGACUUCUACUCAUGCGAGUGUCCUGAAGGCUUCACAGACCCCAAUUGCUCUAGUGUUGUGGAGGUUGCCUCAGUUGAAGAAGAACCAACUUCAGCAGGACCCUGCCUUCCUAAUCCAUGUCAUAAUGGUGGGAUAUGUGAAAUUAGUGAAGCAUAUCGAGGCGACACAUUCAUAGGAUAUGUUUGUAAAUGUCCAGAGGGAUUUAAUGGGAUUCACUGCCAGCACAAUGUAAAUGAAUGUGAAGCCGAACCCUGCAAGAAUGGUGGAAUCUGUACAGAUCUCGUUGCCAACUAUUCCUGUGAAUGUCCAGGUGAAUUUAUGGGAAGAAACUGCCAACAGAGAUGCUCUGGCCCACUAGGGAUAGAAGGAGGAAUUGUGUCAAACCAACAAAUUACUGCAUCUUCUACUCAUCGAGCUCUUUUUGGACUCCAGAAAUGGUAUCCAUACUAUGCACGACUUAAUAAGAAGGGUCUUGUGAAUGCUUGGACUGCUGCAGAAAAUGACAGAUGGCCAUGGAUUCAGAUAAACCUGCAGAAGAAGAUGCGAGUCACUGGAGUUAUAACUCAAGGUGCCAAGAGGAUUGGAAGUCCAGAAUAUGUAAAAUCUUACAAAAUUGCAUACAGUAAUGAUGGCAAGUCGUGGACAAUGUACAAAGUAAAAGGCACAAAUGAAGACAUGGUGUUUCGUGGAAACGUGGACAACAACACCCCGUACGCUAACUCCUUCACCCCUCCGAUUAAGUCACAGUACGUACGGCUGUAUCCUCAGGUGUGCAGACGACACUGCACAUUGAGAAUGGAACUUCUUGGCUGUGAACUGUCAGGUUGCUCUGAACCCCUGGGGAUGAAAUCAGGACAUAUACAGGACUACCAAAUUACUGCCUCCAGUGUUUUCCGUACACUCAACAUGGACAUGUUCGCUUGGGAGCCCAGGAAAGCCCGCCUGGACAAGCAAGGCAAAGUUAAUGCCUGGACCUCUGGCCACAAUGACCAGUCACAGUGGUUGCAGGUUGACCUGCUUGUCCCUACAAAAGUCACUGGCAUAAUUACCCAAGGAGCUAAAGAUUUUGGUCAUGUCCAAUUUGUGGGGUCCUACAAGCUUGCUUACAGUAAUGAUGGGGAGCACUGGAUCAUAUACCAAGAUGAAAAACAAAAGAAGGAUAAGGUGUUCCAGGGAAAUUUUGACAAUGACACACACCGUAAGAAUGUCAUCGACCCUCCAAUCUACGCCCGGCACGUCCGCAUCCUCCCGUGGUCGUGGUACGGCAGGAUCACCCUGCGGUCGGAGCUGCUGGGCUGCACAGCGGAGGACUGAGGCAGAUCUCCGUGAGGCAUCGCAGCUCUCAGUGUAGCUAAAAGUCCCUCCGUAGAAGAAACUGUGCAAAGCCUGUAGGAUGCUGAGUGGGGUUUUCAUGAACAAGUGCUCAUUUUAUGGUAGGCCGCUAACUGUCUUUUGCGAGGAGGUCUAAGCCUGCCCUUUAAAUGAUCCAAUCCGAUUUUGUCCUUGAAAUCUGUUAGUGUUGUCCCUUCUGCUGUGGAAUUAUCUUUCUAGUUUUUCUUUGAGUUGUUCACACUAGUUGAAACAUGUUAGGGAAAAAACAGCAGCAUCCUUUUUACAAGGGAAGAGAAAUAGCAUGACAAAGCUCAUUUGCAGCUUUAGAAACAUUGGGCUGACGAGUUCUCCAUAAAUCAUACUGUCAUCUUACUUGCAAAAAGUGAUACUGCAGCUUUUAGCAAUAAGUUUACUUGGGGAUGACUGCAUUAUAGUAAUUGUGCCUAUCAAACACUGUCAGUAUUUAUGACAUAUAUUUUGGAAGAUACUCUGUGGUACUGUAAAACGCAGUACCUGCGAUAUUACAAGCUACCUUUCAUCACUUUCAUCUGAACAGCAGAGUCCACACACCUAAAGGGUUUUCCUAACUAACCCCAUUUUCCCUCUCUAUUUUGCAUGCUAUAGACAUGACCUCCAUCUUUUCUGUUUAGUAUCACCACUAAUGUUAUUUUCCUUGAAAGAGGUGACCUGUUUGCAUAUGGAACAAAAUCUGCUAUCAGUGUACUAUGAAGUUAAUGAAUUUGCCAAAGUUUACUAAUUCUGCUUGAGAUGCGCUUUUUCAAGGAGGCUGAGAUGAGAUGCCAUGGUAUGUGUGGUAUCUCAUCUUAAGUACCCACAGAGGUAAAGGCACACAGUGCAUCAGAAAUCCUGAGCCCAUUUCGUGACUUGCCCAGGGGUGAGCGCACAACCCUAGAUGGAGCUGCCUGCCCAGUUACUUCUUUCAGAAACCUCCUUAAUUUCUGUGAGGAGGCAAAUUGGGGUGAAGGAAUCAGGUGCUAAAAGACACACAGGAGGAAUGACUCCCUUACUGCCAGGAAACCCUCUUGGUAGACUCUUCUUAUGGUGGUGGUCACAGCCUUCCUCCCAGGCAUUUAGGCAAGAGGUGUUGCAGGAGUGCAUCAAACCUGGGCCCUCGACACCCCCCACUCCCGACUAUGUCUUUUCAGACAUACGCCAGUGAGCCAUGAGGAGGCCGAUUUUUGUCAUGCCUCAUCUACAGAAAUGCUUCGUACACACUAUGUCAUUUUAACCACAUGAUAGCCAGCGUGGCCCCCAGUUUAAAAAGUAGGUUUGGGGAGGAAAAGUGGAGCAGUAGGGGGGACAUUCUCCCCAGUGCCUCAGUUUCCCCUGAUGAUGGAGAUAAUGAUACCAACCUUUGUAGAGCACUCCGAGUUUCCUUGGAAUGAAGUGCUCUAUGAUUAUGUUAGCGUAGCACCUAAGUCUAAAAAAAUUCCUGGGACAAGGAGCGAGGGAACAUUUUAUCUGUUACCUGAAAUAACAGCUUUUGGGAUUACUGCCACCCUUUUAAUUUCAUAACAUGCUGAUGUGAAGAGAGAGAGAGAGACAGCUGCAUGCUUUAGCAAAUGUCACUGAAAUUAUUUUUUGUCACCAUUACAUUCUCACUGAAACACUGAAGUAUGAACCUGGGCACUGCUUCCUAGGCAAACAGCUAGUUGGCCCACAGUCUGCAAAGGGCAAAGUUUAUUUUGGAAACAAAAUGGUUUGGAUUUCAAAAACCUGCAUUUAAUCACACAUUCUCCACCACAGACAAAAUAUAUUAUCCAUUGAACUGUGAAAGACUCUAGAAUAGCAGCCAGGAAUUUUACAUACAAGAAUUGGGGAUAUAUUGGUGGCGGUUUUCUGAUAGUGUCACUUAAACUGUCACGUUUUAACAAACAGAACACCCUGCCUCUAUAAAAUGAUCCUUAAACUGUAUUUAUACAAGUAUUUAUUUUAUAAGGCUUAGACAUUUAAAGACUUCUAAAGAAGAGUCCUGUAAAGGUAAAAGUAUGUGUAAGAAAUGUUGAGGUCCUGUGCAACACUGCUAAGUUGUUCUUUAUUUUUUACUUUGUGCUGCAUAACAAAAGCCACUAGACUGUUACUGUCUUGUCUGUAACUGUGUUAACAGCAUUCCUUAAUGAUGUAUAUAUGGAGUGGUCUUCAAGCAUGGUGAGCGAUUUUAAAGAGAAAGUCAAUCAUGAUGGUACUUCUAAAGAGCAAAAAAAAUCUGAAUAAUGGAGGACAAGUGUAUUCCUAAAUUACCUACUGCCCAUGUUUUGCACUUUAGGCUCUACAAAAAAAAAAAAAAAAAAGAAAGAAGUAAUAUUUAUAUCUUUAGGGCACACACAAUAUUUAAAGAGGUCCAAACCCGUUUUCCUAUUGUGGAAGAGCAAUUGACCCUGAACUUAAUUAGAGAUAUGAAAAAUAGCAUGUAGCUAUUUCACUAGUUGACUGUACCCCAAAAAUGGAAGGCCAUUUCAGAAAAUUAGGCUCCCUAGUUUACCAACUUGUUUUAAUGUUCUUUUGAAAUAUUUGUUUGGUGUUCUUAAGUGAUUUUUUUCCUGUUACUCAUCUUUUGCAACUUCAGUUUUGGUUUUGAAUUAAUAGUUGUUGGUUUAGUAACUAAUUGUUAUCCAUUCAUCUGCAUAUAAAAAUAGUGUUGCCAUGAUACCUAACAUAGUAAUUUUAUUUUGUAUUAAUUUAGAGUUGAGUAUUUUCAUCCUUAUGUCCUGUGUCAGCUUUCAUCUGCCAGCAGUCUUCACAACCUGCAAAGAAAGCUCCAUAUAUUGUGAUAACACUCUGUAAUAAUUUGUAAAAGAAUCAUAUAUGUGAUGCCCUUACAAUUUCAGCCAACAUACUGGGGCUUUUUCUAAUGAAAUUAUUCCUUAGCUACCAAGAAGCUUUCUUUAAAUGGCAUUGUGCAGCCAUAGUACCAAAUUCUGCUCCCAGUGUCAGCAGUAUAAGUCUAAAAUAACUCCUGAAUUCUGUGAAAUACUUCAGAUUUAACAAAACAGAUGAGAAUCAGAUUAUAGUCUGGAAUUAAACUUUUUCCCUUAAAUUUUAUUUUCUUGUUUUGGUUAACACCAUUGACAUAAGGGACAAGUUAUAAAUUAACACAACUGUAUUCUCCCAGUGAAAGCAACUGGCAUCCCAAAACCAGAAGUAAGUUCAGGACAGGAUAUGUCCCUUUAAGAGGGGACGGAGAAACACUCUGAAAUGAUCCUUGACUUCUGUAUUAGUUGUAACAAUGGCAUUGAACAAGACAAAAAAUGUUCUCCUAAUUAAAUUUCACCCUGAACCAGUAAAGUAUUUGUAGGCAGACUUCACCUUCCUGUAGCUCUGUAACGUGCUACUUUUAUAGCCUAGGAAAUAAAGCACUGGCACGAGGCUCUGUUUUAUCUGUGUUCUGUUAAGGGCUUAUCACAUUAACUGGCUCUGGUUUUGAGGUUGACUUUCUCUUUUGGAAUGGCUGCAUACAAAUUAGUGUCACUUUUGAAGACUAAGGAUACUAAAUGAGUGUAUCUUUGCUAUACAACAAAUAUGAACUAUAAUAUUCAGUGCUGGCUUCUGAUGUGUCAGUAAGUACAGAAGUAUCUUGGACACAAUGACCUUUGCAACCUUUCAAGCUGUGUAAUAUUCAAAUGGUUUUGUAUAUACUUAAAUCAUGUAGAAUGAUGUAAAACCAGUAUGACCUUGUCUAGUCUUCAAACUUAACAAUAAAACUUUUGAAAAAU